Mercurialis annua (annual mercury) is the source of this 660-nucleotide messenger RNA. RefSeq lists its product as uncharacterized. The coding region runs from base 1 to 660 and encodes 219 amino acids. The transcript has a single exon. The record is from RefSeq and is a predicted model, not a curated record. Lineage: Eukaryota; Viridiplantae; Streptophyta; Magnoliopsida; Malpighiales; Euphorbiaceae.
AUGGCAAGAUACAUGGGAAAGGAAAAAAAGAAACUCAGAAACAUAGAGAAAAAUAGGGGACAGUGGGAGAUAGUUCCCAUCCUCAGGGAGGAGAACACUAGAUCAGACACAAUAGCCAAGGCCGCAGCAGUGAAGAGCCAGCUAUAUGCGUCACACCAAAUGAAGGAUGGUAGAGAAACGCCCGCAGUAGAAGAGAAGCAGAUGUUACCAGACGCAGUACUCGACCCAUGGAUGCAGACAAUAGUGGCAUAUCCGGUAGAUGGAGUACUGCCAGAGGGGCGCACAGAGGCUGCUAAUCUGGUUCGAAUCUCCUUAUUAUAUUCUUUAAUUGAAAGGGUAUUGUACCGGACCUCAGUCGCACAUCCGUGGUCCAAGUGUAUAUCACUGGAAGAAGGAAGCUACGUCCUUAAAGAAAUUCAUGAAGGAGAGUGCGGAGCGCAUGAGGGCGCAGUCACCUUAUAUAGGAAGGCAAUGUUACAAGGCUUCUAUUGGCCGACCAUGAAGAAGGAUGCUGAAGAAAUGGUCAAGAAGUGCGAUAAGUGUCAGAGGUUCGGGUCACUUAUCAGAACCCCGGCAGUUUACCAAUCCACCAUUGGGAGUCCUUGGCCCUUCAUGAUAUGGGGAGUAGACAUAUUGGGGCCUUUUACCCCAACUAGAUGA